This is a messenger RNA of Panthera uncia (snow leopard), 6525 nucleotides long. RefSeq names its product transient receptor potential cation channel subfamily M member 2 (gene TRPM2). Gene Ontology annotation, biological process: calcium ion transmembrane transport. Gene Ontology annotation, molecular function: ligand-gated calcium channel activity. Bases 637 to 5145 code for a protein of 1502 amino acids. The transcript is spliced from 33 exons. NCBI's taxonomy places the organism in Eukaryota, Metazoa, Chordata, Mammalia, Carnivora, Felidae. Gene Ontology annotation, cellular component: membrane. The record is from RefSeq and is a predicted model, not a curated record.
CCUGCCCCCUCGGGCCCUGCCUUACUGGGAAUGGUCUCCUGGCUUUGGGUACUUCCAGGAAGACGGGGGUGAGGGUGGCUGCAGGCAUCUCGGCGAAGGAGCAUCCUGAGGUCUGUAGGGGAGGUGGGUCCCAGGCUCCAGGCCCACUUCGGUCUCCUGCCCCGCCCACCAGCCGACCCCCGCCCCCACUCCCCUCCCUGCCCGACGGGGUUCCGUCGGGCCUUUCAAGGAGAAGCCGGCUGCUCCUCCCUCAGGAGGCAGGUACUGGCUCAAGAGCCCGGUCCGGGGCGGGGCGGGGCGGGGCGGGGGUCCCCUCUGGUGGGGCGUCUCCGUGCGUCCUUGGCGCUGGCGGGCGCGGGAGUCGCGGGCUGAGCGCCCCGGGCUGGUGACGCAGAGCGCGCUGCGGGCGACGCGGACCGCGCGCGCGGGACGCACGCUCGGCGAGACAUGCGGGCGGCCCCGCGGGGCCAGCUGGCGCUCCUGCGCAGCGGCGCGGGUGACGCGGGGACACGGGCCGGCUCCGAGCAGCAGCCCUCCAUGGUGUGUUUCCAGAACCUUCGGCCUCACGAGCUGGAGUAAAGGCUGUCCUGAGGGAGGGAGGAGACCGUGGCAGCUGGAGUGGAGGCAGCCCUCACGAUGGAGGCCCCCACCCUGAGGAAAGCCGGCUCCAAGCAGGAGGAGGCCUUUGGGGCGCAGCCCCGCAGGGUCGCUGACCUGGGCACGGUCCCCAGUCUCCGGCGCAGCAACAGCAGCCUGCGCAAGGUCAGGAGGUCCCAGAACCUCUUUGGCAACAGUGAGAAGCAAGAAAAUCUCAGUUCGUGGAUCCCCGACAAUAUCAAGAAGAAGGAGUGCAUGUACUUUGUGGAGAGCUCCAAGCUGUCUGAUGCUGGGAAGGUGGUGUGCGAGUGCGGCUACACACGCCAGCAGCACUUGGAGGAGGCUACCAGGCCCCACGCUUGGCAGGGCAAGGAUUGGGACCCAAAAAAGCAUGUCCAGGAGAUGCCAACGGACGCCUUUGGUGACAUUGUUUUCACGGGCCCGGGCCAGAAGGUGGGGAAGUACGUUCGCCUCUCCCAGGACACACCCCCCAGCGUGAUCUACCACCUGAUGACCCAGUAUUGGGGCCUGGACGUCCCCAACCUCCUCAUCUCGGUGACAGGCGGGGCCAAGGACUUCAACAUGAAGCCCAGGCUGAAGAGUGUCUUCCGAAGAGGCCUGGUCAAGGUGGCCCAGACCACAGGGGCCUGGAUCAUCACCGGCGGCUCCCACACGGGUGUGAUGAAACAGGUGGGCGAGGCGGUGCGUGACUUCACGCUGAGCAGCAGCCACAACGAAGGAGAAGUCGUCACCGUCGGAGUGGCCACGUGGGGCACCGUGCACAACCGUGAAGACCUGAUCCACCCCUCGGGCGGCUUUCCUGCCGAGUACGUCAUGGACGAGGAAGGCCAAGGGCACCUGACCUGCCUGGACAGUAACCACUCCCACUUCAUCCUUGUGGACGACGGGACCCACGGCCGCUACGGGGUCGAGAUUCCCCUGAGGACGAGGCUGGAGAAGUUCAUAUCAGAGCAGACAAAGGAAAGAGGAGGAGUGGCCAUCAAGAUCCCCAUAGUCUGUGUGGUGCUGGAGGGGGGACCGGGCACACUGCACACCAUCUAUAACGCCAUCACCAACGGCACCCCCUGCGUGGUGGUGGAGGGCUCGGGCCGCGUGGCCGACGUCAUUGCCCAGGUGGCCGGCCUGCCCAUAUCUGAGAUCACCAUCUCCCGGAUCCAGCAGAAGCUGAGUGUGUUCUUCCAGGAGGUGUUUGACACCCUCACUGAGAGCAGGAUUGCGGAGUGGACCAAGAAGAUCCAAGACAUUGUGCGGAGGCGGCAGCUGCUGACCAUCUUCCGGGAAGGCAAGGAUGGCCAGCAGGACGUGGACGUGGCCAUCCUGCAGGCCUUGCUGAAAGCCUCUCGGAGCCAUGACCACUUUGGCCACGAGAACUGGGACCACCAGCUGAAGUUAGCGGUGGCGUGGAACCGCGUGGACAUCGCCCGGAGCGAGAUCUUCACCGACGAGCGGCAGUGGAAGCCUUCAGAGCUGCACCCCGUGAUGACGGCCGCCCUCAUCUCCAACAAGCCCGAAUUCGUGAAGCUCUUCCUGGAGAACGGGGUGCGGCUGAAGGAGUUCGUCACGUGGGACACCCUGCUCUACCUGUACCAGAACCUGGACCCCUCCUGCCUGUUCCACAGCAAGCUUCAGAAGGUGCUGGCCGAGGAGCCGGAGCGGCCGGUCUCCGCGCCCCCCGCCCCCCGUGUGCAGAUGCACCACGUGGCUCAGGUGCUCCGGGAGCUGCUGGGGGACUUCACGCAGCCGCUGUACCCCCGGCCCCGGACCGGCGACCGGCCGCGGCUCCUGCUUCCCGUGCCGAACAUCAAGCUAAACGUGCAGGGAGUGAGUCUCCGGUCCCUCUACAAGCGUUCACCAGGCCACGUGGCCUUCACCAUGGACCCAGUCCGUGAUCUUCUCAUUUGGGCCAUCAUCCAGAACCGUCGGGAGCUGGCAGAAAUCAUCUGGGCACAGAGCCAGGACUGCAUUGCCGCGGCCUUGGCCUGCAGCAAGAUCCUGAAGGAGCUGUCUAAGGAGGAGGAGGACACGGACAGCUUGGAGGAGAUGCUGGCGCUCGCUGACGAGUAUGAACACAGAGCCAUUGGGGUGUUCACCGAGUGCCACCGGAAGGACGAGGACCGAGCUCAGAAGCUGCUCACCCGCGUGUCGGAGGCCUGGGGCAAGACCACCUGCCUGCAGCUAGCCCUGGAGGCCAAGGACAUGAAGUUCGUGUCUCACGGAGGCGUCCAGGCCUUUCUAACCAAGGUGUGGUGGGGCCAGCUCUGCGUGGACAACGGGCUCUGGCGGGUGAUCGCGUGUAUGCUGGCCUUCCCGUUGCUCUAUACCGGCCUCAUCUCCUUCAGGGAGAGGAGGCUGCAGGCCGGGCCGGGUCUGCCCCGGGUCCGAGCCUUCUUCAAUGCCCCCGUGGUCAUCUUCCACCUCAACAUCCUGUCCUACUUUGCCUUCCUCUGCCUGUUCGCCUACGUGCUCAUGGUGGACUUCCAGCCCACACCCUCGUGCUGCGAGUACCUCAUUUACUUCUGGCUCUUCUCCCUUGUGUGCGAGGAGCUGCGGCAGCUCUUCUAUGACCCUGACGAGUUCGGGCUGAUGAAGAUGGCCCUCCUGUACUUCAGUGACUUCUGGAAUAAACUGGACAUCGGUGCCAUCUUGCUGUUCAUAGCAGGACUGACCUGCAGGCUCAUACCAGCGUUGCUGUACCCCGGGCGCAUCAUCCUCUCUCUGGACUUCAUCAUGUUCUGCCUCCGGCUGAUGCACAUUUUCACCAUCAGUAAGACACUGGGGCCCAAGAUCAUCAUCGUGAAGCGGAUGAUGAAGGACGUCUUCUUCUUCCUCUUCCUGUUGGCGGUGUGGGUGGUGUCUUUCGGGGUGGCCAAGCAGGCCAUCCUCAUCCACAACGAGAGCCGGGUGGACUGGAUCUUCCGGGGGGUCGUCUACCAGUCGUACCUCACCAUCUUCGGCCAGAUGCCGGCCUAUAUCGACGGUGUGAACUUCAGCCUGGACCAGUGCAGCCCCAACGGCACAGAUCCCUACAAGCCCAAGUGCCCGGAGAGCGAUGCCGUCCGGCACGAGCCUGCCUUCCCCGAGUGGCUGACGGUCAUCCUGCUCUGCCUGUACCUGCUCUUCACCAACAUCCUGCUGCUGAACCUCCUCAUCGCCAUGUUCAACUACACAUUCCAGCAGGUCCAGGAGCACACGGACCAGAUCUGGAAGUUCCAGCGUCACGACCUGAUAGAGGAGUACCAGGGCAGGCCCCCCGCGCCGCCCCCCUUCAUCCUCCUCAGCCACCUGCAUCUCUUCAUCAAGAGGGUGGUCCUGAAGAUCCCCGCCAGGCGGCGCAAGCAGCUCAAGAGCAAGCUGGAGAAGAACGAGGAGGCCGCCCUUCUGUCCUGGGAGAUCUACCUGAAAGAGAGCUACCUGCAGAACCAGCAGUACCAGCAGAAGCAGAGGCCGGAGCAGAAGAUUCAAGACAUUGGCAAUAAGGUCAGCACCAUGGUGGACCUGCUGGAAAUGGAAAGUCUGAAGCGCUCAGGCUCCAUGGAGCAGAGACUGGCCUCCCUGGAGGAGCAGGUGGCCCAGACGUCCAGAGCGCUGCACUGGGUCGUGAAGGCCCUGAGGGACGGUGGCUUCGGCUCAGAGGAGGGCAUCCCCGCCCCGGCACCCCAGAAGGCCUCAGAGGGGCAGGACCUCGAGCCGGACGGCAGACAGGAGGAGGAGGAUGUGGGCGACACCCACCACGUGAACGCCCGGCACCUCCUGUACCCCAACUCCCACGUCACCCGUUUCCCCGUGCCCAACGAGAAGGUGCCCUGGGAGACGGCGUUUCUCAUCUACGACCCGCCCUUUUACACAGACGACAGGAAGGACAGGGGCUUGGUGGACCCCGUGGGAAACGCCCUGGAGCCUCUGUCUGGGAUCAGCUACAACGCCGUGGACGGACCCAUAGACCGGCGGAGCUUCCACGGGGUCUACGUGGUUCAGGACGGGCUCCCUCUGAACCCCAUGGGCCGCACAGGACUGCGUGGACGUGGAAGCCUCGGUUGCUUUGGACCCAACCACACGCUACAGCCUGUGAUCACCCGGUGGAGGCGGAACCAGGAUGGAGCCAUCUGCAGGAAAAGCAUAAAGAAAAUGCUCGAAGUGCUGGUCAUAAAGCACUCUCUCUCAGAACACUGGGCCUUGCCAGGGGGCUCCCGGGAACCAGGAGAGAUACUGCCCCGGAAGCUGAAGCAGGUCCUCCGUAGAGAGUUCUGGUCUUCCUUCCAGAACUUGCUGACGCAGGGCACAGAGGUAUACAGAGGGUACGUGGACGACCCAAGAAACACGGACAACGCCUGGAUUGAGACCGUGGCCAUCAGCAUCCACUUCUCAGACCAGAGCGACAUGGACCUGAAGAGGCUGAACUCUCACCUGCAUGCCUGUGACCCCGGGAUGUCCAUCCGAUGGCAGGUCAUGGACAGGCGCAUCCCGCUGUAUGCCAACCACAAGACCAUCCUCCAGAAGGUGGCCACUCUGUAUGGGGCUUUCUACUGACCCGUGGACUCUGGCCGGGCCCCGAUGCCCGGGGCGGGUGAGGCUGGUCUACCCACAGCCCCCUUGGAAGCUCGGCUGCCAGGGACUCAGGCCGAGGCCGGCCACCCAAGGCACGGGCCGCCCUGGGCCUCGGAUGGGCAAGGGGCUGCUGCUGGGACACCUCGCGGUGUGGUCUGGGAAUCUGCUGCUUCUCACAGCCACCUCGAGUCACUGAGCAGACGAGCCUGUGAAUUGGAGGGCGUCAGGGCGCCCUGGGAGGAGAGCCGAGGCAGGGCACGGGCCGGCUCUGGUCACACGGCCAUUCCUCACGGCUGGCGUGGCUCCUGGGAUCCCGCCAGCCAUGACUGCCCCUGGCGGCCUCAGCCCUCAGCCCAAGUGACUCCCUCCUGGUCACGUCGUGAGCAGCUCGCCCACCACCAGAUGUGCAUUGGCCCAAGGCCGGCAUUUCCUGCACAGUUGGGACUGUGGCCUUGUCCUGGAGCCCACACCCCAGAGGUGGCACCCACCGUGACUUCACUCGGACCCUCACCUGCCCUGGGGUGGGGCCCCGUGGGAGCCUCAGUUCACGGCCCUGGCCUCUCAGGGCUGAGCCCCUUUGAGGGUCAAGACCCAGGCGAGCACACGCCUUCUCUGGGGGUCAAAGUGUGUCUGCCUCUGUGCUGUCCUGGGGAUCCGGGCAGGGGCUCUCCACGCACAGCACUCCCUGUGAGCCCAGGGUGGGGCAGGCGGUGGGCCUAGAUGGUGGGGGGGCCGCUCUGCUCAGUGUCCAUGACUCUCAAGCCAUCGGCAUAAACCGCCAGCAGUCAUCAGGGCCAGGAUAUCGUAAAACCCAACAUUAAAUCUGUUGCCCGUACCAGCCCGGCCAGCCUCUCUGUGUUCCCUACAGACAAAGUUACAGACAUGGGCAGUGGUCAGGGGGCUGUGUCUGGGCCACUGAGACCUCUUCCGGCCCGCGGCCCAGCUGCCUGUGGCCCGAGGGGGUCUCCUGUGGCCAUCUCCCCCCGGGUUCCUCCCCUUGGACACCCUGCAGGCUCCUCGGGCCCAGACCGGUCCACCCCCACCGGCCCCCCGUUUUUCAUUCUCCUGGACCCGCCUCCAGCAUGGCCCCUGGUGCCCAGGCUGGGACUUGGCAAGGCCACGCCCUGUCCGUGGCUGCCCACGCCCAGGUGUGGGGGGGCCUUGGUUUUUUAUCUAGACUCCCAACUAGCAUCCGACUGGCAGCACCGAAUAAAAACAUUUUAGAAUGGAAAGACUCAGAAAAUGUGUCGCACGUGCAUCCUUUCUGAAGGAUCUUCGUUUUUAUUUUAUUGUUUACUUAUUUAUUUAUGAAUAUAAUUUAUUGCCACGUUAGCUAACAUACGGUGCAUGCAGUGUGCUCUU